AUGCUGCAUCUGGAGGUGCUGCUUUUAACAGUUUUAGCCAGAGCAGAGGAGCCUGCAUGCAGAGUCCAAGCAAAUCCAAUGCUGACUACUUUUUCAAAGCCUGGAGACAUCAUACUUGGAGGAAUUUUUGCUUUUCAUGGCCUUGAGAAUGCAAAAUAUACAUUUAAGACAGUUCCAGAAGCAGCCAAAUGUAAAGGUUUAAGUUACAUUGAAUUGCAGAUUGCAAGAACAAUGAUAUUUGCAAUUGAAGAAAUAAAUAACAGCUCAUCUCUGCUUCCAGAUGUUUCGCUGGGCUAUAAAAUAUUUGAUAUUUGUAGUUCCAUUCAUUUAUCUAUAAAAGCUGCAUUAAUUUUAAUGAAUGAAAAUGAAGGUGUUGAAUCGCUUCCUGCUAAGCAAUGUAAUAAAACUUCAAAUGUUCAUGCAAUAAUUGGAAUGUCUGGUUCAUCACACACCAUAGUUGUUGCAAGAGCUAUCCAGUCUUUUCAUAUUCCACUGAUAAGUUAUAUUGCCACAUGUGCCUGUCUCAGCAAUAAACAGGAAUUCCCUACUUUCUUCAGGACCAUCCCAAGUGAUUCUUAUCAAAGUAGAGCCCUUGCGCAGCUUGUGAAGCAUUUUGGAUGGACUUGGAUUGGGACAAUUAGAAGUGACAAUGAUUAUGGUAACUUAGGAAUGGCUACUUUUAUACAAGCUGUUCAGGAGCAGGGCAUUUGCAUUGAAUAUUCAGAAUCAAUCUACAGGACUUACCCUAGUGAGAAAAUUGCAGCAACAGUGCGUAUCAUAAAAGAAUCUUCUUCAAAAGUUAUUGUUGCUUUUGUCACACAGCAAGAUAUGCAAAUCCUUCUGAAAGAGCUGAUUGCUCAAAAUAUUACAGGGAGGCAGUGGAUUGGCACUGAAGGCUGGAUUUCUGCUCGCAUUUUUGCAACAGAGGAGAGCUACAAAAUAUUAGGCGGCUCUAUUGGAUUUGCAAUUAGUGAAGCUGAAAUACCAGGUCUGAAAGACUAUAUUCUGAACAUACAUCCAUCUCAAGAUCCUGGCAAUGCUCUUCUCAAUGAAUUUUGGGAAACAAUUUUUCACUGUACAAUGAGUCCCAAAGAAAACAUUUCAACUCUUACUCCUUGCAGAGGAUCUGAAAAUUUAAGAGAUAUUAGCAAUGACUAUACUGAUAUUUCUGAGCUAAGAAUUCCUAGUAAUGUUUAUAAAGCAGUAUAUGCUAUCGCCUAUUCUCUUCAAAAUCUACUAAACUGCAAGAAUGGAGAAGGACCGUUUGUCAAUAAAACAUGUGCCAAUAAAAUAAACAUUGAGCCCUGGCAGGUGCUACAUUAUUUGAAAACUGUGAAUUUUAUAACUAAUUAUGGAGAGAAUGUGUAUUUUGAUGAGAACGGAGACCCAACAGCAAAAUACGAUUUAAUAAACUGGCAAAACAACAAAUACGGCAACGUACAGUUUAUAAAAAUUGGCAUCUAUGAUGCAUCUCUGCCAGAUGGAAAAGCAUUUAAAAUGAACAACAUCAGCAUUGUUUGGGUGGGAAAUCCAGGCAAGGUGCCAAGAUCAGUAUGCAGUGAGAGCUGUUAUGCAGGAACUCGAAAAGCAGUUAAGCAAGGACGACCUGUAUGUUGCUUUGACUGCAUCCCUUGUGCAGAAGGUGAAUUUAGCAAUGUAACAAAUUCCAUUGACUGCAUCAGCUGCCCUUUGGAAUACAGAUCAAAUGAGCAGCGAAGUGCAUGCAUUUUAAAAGAAAUUGAAUUCCUGUCAUUUGGAGAACUCAUGGGAACUCUACUUUUAAUAUUUUCUUUAUCUGGUAGCACUGUUACCUUUCUUGUAGCACUGGUUUUCUUUUAUUAUAGAGACACUCCUAUUGUUAGAGCAAAUAAUUGUGAAUUGAGUUUUCUUCUCCUUUUGUCACUGACUUUGUGUUUUCUUUGUGCUCUCACCUUUAUUGGUGAGCCUUCUGCCUGGUCCUGUAAGUUGCGCCAUACGGCUUUUGGGAUCACUUUUGUCUUGUGUAUCUCAUGUGUCCUGGGGAAGACCUUAGUGGUGUUAAUGGCAUUCAGGGCUACGCUACCAGGGAGUAAUAUAAUGAAAUGGUUUGGACCAACUCAGCAGCGCCUUAGCGUUUUUGCCUGUACUUUUAUCCAGAUAUUAAUUUGCUCAUUCUGGCUAAUAAUUUCACCUCCUUUCCCAAAUAAAAACUUGAUAUCCUACAAUGAUAAAAUUAUUUUAGAAUGUGACGUUGGAUCAGCAGCAGCUUUUUAUGCUGUUUUAGGUUACAUAGGAUUUCUUUCAUCGAUAUGCUUUAUUCUAGCAUUUCUGGCUCGGAAGUUGCCAGACAACUUUAAUGAAGCAAAAUUUAUCACAUUUAGCAUGCUUCUAUUCUGUGCAGUUUGGAUCACUUUUAUUCCAGCAUAUAUCAGCUCACCAGGAAAGUUUACAGUAGCAGUUGAAAUAUUUGCUAUUUUGGCCUCUAGCUUUGGUUUGCUUUUCUGCAUUUUUGCUCCCAAAUGUUACAUUAUAUUACUGAAGCCUGAAGAAAAUACAAAAAAGCACCUGAUGGGAAAACCACCUAACAAGUCGCACUGA
Messenger RNA from Polypterus senegalus (gray bichir), 2577 nucleotides. Its product is annotated as extracellular calcium-sensing receptor-like. Gene Ontology annotation, cellular component: membrane. Gene Ontology annotation, biological process: G protein-coupled receptor signaling pathway. The record is from RefSeq and is a predicted model, not a curated record. The transcript has 6 exons. Lineage: Eukaryota; Metazoa; Chordata; Cladistia; Polypteriformes; Polypteridae. Gene Ontology annotation, molecular function: G protein-coupled receptor activity. The coding region runs from base 1 to 2577 and encodes 858 amino acids.